This is a messenger RNA of Vicia faba (fava bean), 414 nucleotides long. Lineage: Eukaryota; Viridiplantae; Streptophyta; Magnoliopsida; Fabales; Fabaceae. The record is from the annotation of a GenBank genome assembly.
AUGGAGAAUCUAUGGCGAGCAGCGACAGGCCAAGAACCCGACCCAGAAUCCUACGCCGGAAUCGAAUUCUGGUCAAACCCAGAACGCGCCGGCUGGCUAACAAAGCAAGGCGACUACAUCAAAACGUGGCGGCGGCGCUGGUUCGUUCUCAAACAAGGCAAACUCUUCUGGUUCAAGGACCAAUCCUCCGCCGCCACACACUCCUCCGUCCCGCGCGGCGUGAUCUCCGUAUCCACCUGCCUCACUGUAAAAGGAGCCGAGGACGUUCUUCACAAAGCCUCCGCCUUCGAACUCUCCACGCCGGAGUCCACUAUGUUCUUUAUUGCCGAUAAUGAUAAGGAUAAAGAAGAUUGGAUCAAUUCGAUUGGGAGGGCGAUUGUUCUUGGGUCGAGAUCUCAUGCUGCUUCUGAGUAA